Messenger RNA from Closterium sp. NIES-65, 1251 nucleotides. The record is from the annotation of a GenBank genome assembly. NCBI's taxonomy places the organism in Eukaryota, Viridiplantae, Streptophyta, Zygnematophyceae, Desmidiales, Closteriaceae.
AUGCAGACCGCAACCGGUCUUGUUUUCCGUCAGACCCAUCCGCCUGCGCUUCACGCAUUACAACCCUCUACCCUCCGCGAAACCCUGGCGUCGGCGAAGAACGUUACCCCUCAAAACUCCGCGAAAUGGCAGCGACUGCCUCCUAUCUCAUCUAUUUCGCAGCUCCCGGCGAAUAUAGGACAGUCGAUCCGGCCCGGCGGUCCACGUCAGAUCAAUGGCGCCGUGAUGUGGCAACAGCUGGCAGGCGAGGAUUGGGUGGCGCUCCGGGAUAACCGCUCCGAUACGCGGCUCCGGAUCUUUUCAGGAACGGCGAACAAGCAGCUCUCUCAGGAGAUUGCGUCAUGCAUGGGACUUGAGCUUGGGAGGGUGAAGGUGAAGCGAUUCGCGGACGGCGAGAUUUACGUGCAGCUGCAGGAGAGCGUGCGCGGGUGCGACGUGUUUCUGGUGCAGCCCACGUGCCCGCCGGCCAACGAGAACCUCAUGGAGCUUCUCGUCAUGAUCGACGCGUGUCGACGUGCGUCCGCUAAGACCAUCACGGCGGUCAUUCCGUACUUCGGAUAUGCUCGCGCCGACAGAAAGACCCAAGGCCGCGAGUCCAUAGCGGCGAAGCUGGUGGCGAAUCUGAUCACGGAGGCGGGCGCUAACCGUGUCUUGGCAUGCGACCUGCACUCGGGGCAGAGCAUGGGUUACUUUGACAUCCCCGUCGACCAUGUGUAUGGGCAGCCUGUCAUCCUCGACUACCUCGCCAGCAAGAUGCUCUCUUCAAACGAUCUGGUCGUCGUCUCUCCAGACGUGGGGGGCGUGGCCCGGGCCAGGGCCUUCGCCAAGCGCCUGUCUGAUGCUCCUCUGGCGAUUGUGGACAAGAGGCGGCAGAGCCACAACGUGGCAGAGGUGAUGAACCUCAUCGGAGACGUGAAGGGCAAGGUGGCGGUGAUGGUGGAUGAUAUGAUCGACACGGCCGGCACCAUUGCUAAAGGCGCUGCUCUGCUGCACGAAGAGGGGGCCAGUGAGGUCUACGCAUGCUGCACUCAUGCUGUCUUCAGCCCUCCUGCCAUUGAGCGGCUGUCCAGCGGGUUGUUCCAGGAGGUGAUAGUCACAAACACGAUUCCGCUGACUGAGGAUAAACUUUUCCCGCAGCUGACCGUGCUGUCGGUGGCCAAUCUGCUGGGAGAGACCAUCUGGCGCGUGCAUGAUGACACCUCGUUGUCGUCAGAGCAGCACCCAGCAGCAGCUGGUAUGGACAUUGACUGA